Molecule: messenger RNA, 1204 nt
Organism: Plutella xylostella (diamondback moth)
Lineage: Eukaryota; Metazoa; Arthropoda; Insecta; Lepidoptera; Plutellidae
Gene: fs(2)ltoPP43
Product: female sterile (2) ltoPP43
Biological process (GO): developmental process
Source: RefSeq, a predicted model, not a curated record
GUUUUUGGUUUUUGGAGGCAACAACAGGAAACAACGAAAAAUACCCAGAAAACUCAAAGAAAAGCUAUAAAAUAUUACAUCGCUAAUAGUUUUCCUUUCGUCUUUUAACAUAAGAAAUCGUGAAAUGUAAAAUAUUACAUGCAACAAUGUCUUCGACAGUGUUGAGAGUAAAACGCAGGCUAGAAGAUAACCCUCAGGAUGCUCUUGUGCUGGUUUGCAAACGGAUUAAGACAGACGCCGAUGCCGGCAUCUCGCCUUCGCUGUUCGUGUUUCGCGGAACGGUAGAAAACCAGGAAGAUAACCAUGUGAAAAGUAUAUAUUCCACAUCAGAGAAGAAACUAAAAACACCAAGAAACGUAGAUGACAUCAUUCAGAAGAUCAGGCAGGAACGUAAGGAGGUUUCUUCAGAAAGCCGGUACGAGGUUGUCAAUUGCAGCCGAGGGUUGAAGGAAGAUGAGGCUGAUAAGGGGCAUUACGACCUGGUAGACCUACAGCCACGAGAGUCCACAGAGGAAGAGCAAUGCCAGUAUGCUUAUGAUCUGUACACUGCAGCGAAGAAAGACUUUGAUAUUUCCAUGUUGGAGGAUUUGGUCUACAUUAGCAAUGUGGAAACAGAGCUCAUCUUCAGCUCCUACAGAGACAAUGGUCUACGCACUUCGUCUUGCUCCAGCGAGCAUGAGUCUGAUGACUCCAAUGACGAGAAUAACUGGAGGAACGAGUACCCUGACAGUGAACACAGCAGCAUUGGAUCAGAAGAUAUGGUCAGAGCUGUAGAGAAUUGUAGAUUGGAAGAUGACCUAUCAAGUGACGCAGAUGAAGACAAAAUCUAUGACGAGCCAUCAGAUUUAUUCAAUGAAGAUGUCAAACGUUAUGGCGAAGCAUACGCUAAGUAUAAGGCUAAAGUUUUAGCCGAGCAGCCAGAGUUAGCAAACAGUAGCCUAGUCCAUUGUGUGGUGAAAGACAUGGAUGAGGAAUCAGUUGAUGGGUACAAAGGUGACAGUGACGAUGAUGGAUUCUACUACGGGCAGGAAGAAGAUACAGAUCACUUCAAAGAUCAGUAUAAGGAGGAUAGUGACUCGGAGUUGUAUGACCCGGAUUAGUGUAAGUGUAUUGUUUUUUGUUUCUUAUUUGUUGGAAUAAGCAAUAUAAGUAUGUGAUUGUGAUCAUAGAAGUUAAUUGAAUAUAAUCAAGUUUUAUAUUUUGA